Molecule: messenger RNA, 1614 nt
Organism: Tripterygium wilfordii
Lineage: Eukaryota; Viridiplantae; Streptophyta; Magnoliopsida; Celastrales; Celastraceae
Product: receptor kinase-like protein Xa21
Exons: 6
Coding region: 1-1614 (537 amino acids)
Biological process (GO): protein phosphorylation
Molecular function (GO): ATP binding; protein binding; protein kinase activity
Source: RefSeq, a predicted model, not a curated record
AUGGACAACUAUCGAUACACAUCUUUGAGAGGUACAAUCCCCCUCGAGGUUGGGCACCUACAAAAUCUAGAGUCACUAAAUGUGAUGUCCAACUAUCUCCCUAGCAUCAUUCCAUCUAGUAUUUUCAACAUUUCAACACUGAAAGUCCUUUCAUUGACAGACAAUAGCUUCACAGGCAAUCUUCCACCAAGCACAGGCCACCAAACUCUUCCAAAUCUUGAGGAAAUUUUUCUAUGGAUGAAUCAACUUAGUGGACCAAUUCCAAACUCUAUCUCCAAUGCUUCCCAACUCACAGCAAUAGACUUGGCACAUAACCCCUUUACUGGAAAUAUUCCCACCAAUCUUAGCAACUUGAGAUCUCUUCGAGUGCUCAACCUUGAGAAAAAUUACUUGAAUGGUGAAUCAUCUGCACAAGAAUUGAUGCUUCUCUCUUCCUUGACGAAUUGCCUGAAUUUAAGAUGUCUUGCCUUAUCGCAAAAUCCAUUGAAUGGUAUUCUGCCAAGUUCUAUUGGUAAUUUCUCUUCAGCACUUGAAAGCGUUGCUCUAGUAAAUUACGAACUUAAAGGGGGCAUUCCCAUGGAAAUUGAUAACUUAAGCAACGUAAUACUUAUAAGCCUUUCAAUUAAUGAACUAACUAGACUAGUUCCACCUACAGUCGAUAGAUUACAGAAGCUCCAGAUAUUUCUGAGAUAUCUGAAUUUGAGCUCUAACAAUCUCAGUUCUACUAUUCCAACAACCUUGUGGAGCCCUACUUAUAUUUUUGAGGUUUAUUUACAUUCGAACUCUUUGAGUGGCUCCCUUCCUUCAGAAAUUGAAAGUUUGAAGGUCCUCAACGUAGUUGAUUUAUCGGGGAAUCAACUAUCAGGUAAUAUAUCCAAUAGCAUUGGCAGACUAAAAGAUCUAAAGCAACUCUUACUUGCAAAAAGUAGUUUUCAAGUGAGGGCAGCUUGCUUGGCACUGGAAGUUUUGGCUCUAUAUACAAAGGAAUACUUUCGGAUGGAAAGGAAAUUUUGUACAAACAACAUUGAUUUCAAAGCCUUGGUAUUGGAGCUCAUGCGUAGUGGAAGCCUACAAAGAUGGUUGUAUUCUCACAACUAUUUUUUGGAUGUAGUCUCAAGGCUAAACAUUGUGGAAGAUAUUGCUAUGGCAUUGGAGUAUCUUCAACAGGGUAAUUCAACACCAAUUGUUCAUUGUGAUCUAAAACCCAGCAACAUACUACUGGAUGAAGAUAUGGUGGCACAUGUUGGUGACUUUGGCAUUGCCAAACUAUUGGGUGGAGGAGAAGCUAUGAGACAAACAAUGACAUUGGCAACCAUUGGCUAUAUGGCUCCAGAAUACAAAUACAAAAGCAAUGUUUAUGUGAACAUGUAUAGAGGCAAAUUGAAUUCUUUAAUAAUAUCAAUAACCCAGCCACUUGGUUUCCACACUUUUCAGGCAAGCACCUCCAAAGAUACAACACUCUUUUAUUACAGGUGCAAUCUGAGGAAGCCUCUGGUUGACAUCGUCACUUCUUUCCGUUUAUCAGGUCUUGCUCCAAUAGAAACCAUUAUACUUCCAAUGAUAGGAGUAGUAGUUAAUGGAAGAAAAGAGGUGAAGCCAGAAGACAUCACCUGA